CACUCCCUCAGGAGAGUCCUCCCACCUCCCUACGUCUCCUGGUCUUCGGACAAUGAGGUGUGUGCGUGUGUGUAUGGGUACAUAAGGACUGCUCUCUGCACUAAACCUGAACACACCUGAAGACGGAUCACACCUACCGGUAUCUCAAGACAGCAGACUUAUUCCUUCAUCACUAUGGCAACAGUGUGGUUUCUGUUUGCGGUGCUCUGCAUUGCAACUGCAGCUCCAGCUGUCAAGGGCGGGAAGCAAGGAGUUGCCAUGGUAAAAAGUGAAGCUGUACCUGUCCUUGCAGUGACUUUCACUAUAUCUUCCACAGCUGUCGUUCCCAAAACGGAGGAAGCCGAUGUGGCAUUGAGGCAGAUAGAGGAGGAGCUGAAACAGAAGGAGGGGGUCUUGAAGGAGGUAGUGAUGGCGGCAGCACCUUCUGAGAAAGCCAUGAAGGAAGUAGGAGAGCCUCUGGUAGAACACACAAACGAGCUGCAAGACCCACAGUCUGAGAAACCAGAAGCUCAAGCUGUCUUCUGUCCAGACGGUUGGUUUGACCACGAUGGUCGCUGCUUCACCCUCACCCACAGCGCUUUGGACUGGAACAGCGCAGAGGAUCACUGCAAGUCCCUGGGCGGACACCUGGCCUCCAUCCACAACCCGGAAGAUAACCGCUUCCUCAAGCAGCUGGUCACGCUGGGGGGCCAGAAUGACGUGUGGAUAGGAUCCUACUUCUUACAGACCCGCUGGAGGUGGAUUGAUGGAACUGGAAUGUACUACCAAGACUUUAUCACCACGUCCUCCAGCACUAGCAGCGCCUGCACCUGCCUCAGAUCAAGUGGCUGGGCCAAAGCGAGCUGUAGCUCCAAUAUGAGAUUUAUCUGCAGUACGUCACCUGGCAGCUGUUAGCUAGCACGCUAACAUGUUAGCGAGCACGCUGACAUGCUAAUCAGCCCGGACACCAGGGCUCCGGACAACCGUACAUAAAUCCUGACCUUUGUCCUCUUCCUAUUUCUGGCUUCAGAUCCUGAAUGACAGAAUGAAAAAAAUGUUUAAAAUCUCUAUUGAGUUUUGAACUUCUGGAUGUUAAAUAAUCUAUCACUGUGUGCUUUGAUCCUGUAAUAAAUCAAGUUUUACUGAAUAA
This is a messenger RNA of Gadus macrocephalus (Pacific cod), 1129 nucleotides long. Its product is annotated as struthiocalcin-1-like. The transcript is spliced from 9 exons. Lineage: Eukaryota; Metazoa; Chordata; Actinopteri; Gadiformes; Gadidae. The coding region runs from base 175 to 894 and encodes 239 amino acids. The record is from RefSeq and is a predicted model, not a curated record.